Molecule: messenger RNA, 5533 nt
Organism: Polyodon spathula (Mississippi paddlefish)
Lineage: Eukaryota; Metazoa; Chordata; Actinopteri; Acipenseriformes; Polyodontidae
Product: formin-like
Biological process (GO): actin nucleation
Cellular component (GO): cytoplasm; nucleus; actin filament
Molecular function (GO): microtubule binding
Source: RefSeq, a predicted model, not a curated record
GAUACCCCAGAAGAUGAAAACCAAAAGCUUUUUAGGCCGUUCUCCAAAUCAUGUGCUGUGCCUUGCAGGCUAUUAGAAGACUGACCACUUAAUUUAAGUGCACGAAUAGUUAGAUGAGGCUCAUAAUGGAAGGCAGGCAUACAGUGCACCAACUGCAUAAACCCAUCAAAGAGCUGAGCCACAUCAGCUUGUAUUUUCCAAGGGGAAGAGUCAGGAGAUUUACGUACAAAGGCAGUGCUUUUUCACGGGACCAGCCCAACUGCUUUGCUAAGUAUGACCAGGCAAAGGAGGAGCCGGAGGGAGUAAAACAGAAGGCCCAGUCUUGUGAGAGCAUUGCGAAGCAUCUUAACUUAACAACAACAAAGAGUGCUGUUACAGAGUUCUACAGGCUGACUGCAGAGUCAGUGAGGGUCCUCGCGGAUCUGUUUGCUAUAUGCGCCUACUGCAGGAGCAUAUUUCAAAUGGGAAACCAGGAUGGGAAAUUUCCGGGCUACCCAGAGAGUGGGAACCUGCGGACAGACAGCGAAGACAGGCGCUGUAGCAGCAGCAGUGAUGUACAGCACUUCCAGUCACUUUCCUUAUCGACUGAGCAGAAGAAAACUGCAUCCAAAAGCAGAAAUAUGAAGAAACUUGGCACUAGGAAGGGGGAUAGCGCAAAAGGGAUUCUGCAGAGUAAAAUCAAGAGGAAAGUGUACAGUGGCACAGAGUCGUCCUCCAUCUGUGUUUCUAAAGGAAAAGACAGGAAUAUUUACAGCAAACUCCCUGCAAGUCCCAAAGACCCUGGUGUAGUGUCCUACACCAGCAUGGAAAGCAGUGCCACGUCAGCUUCUCAGGAAACGGAUAAGAUAGAAAAGGAAGACUGGGAAGUUUUAGAGGACUCCAAAAACUUUGAGUCAGACACAGACCUGUGUAGUGAAUUAUCAGAGUAUGAUAACGAGUUCCUCACAGGGUAUGGGGUUUCUUAUGGCAGCAGCUUCCUGGAUGAGGAAGACAGCAUUAAACUGGAGCGGAAUAUGUGUGGAUAUUACAUGGACAGCAUGGCGGAGCACAGUUUACCUGGCAGGGAUGUUAAGAAGACUGCAGAUCAGCCUUACCCUUACCAACAUGGAGUUCACAAAAGAGAAACUGGGAUUAAAGUUGUUGCUAAACUACAGGAGGUGGAAGCUGUCGUGCAGAAAGUGUGCAGAGGAGAGUCGGUGGAAAGCAAGGAGUGUACAGAAGCAGCAAAUGAAAGCGUCACAUCAGGGUUCACUGCAGUGCAAGGCAGACUUCUCACUAAAGAAGAUGUACUCUGCGUACCUGUGGUUGAUUCAGAAUCCGGCUUAGGUUUGUCUCAGGACUGCAAUAAAAAGGAUCUUUCUGGCUCGGGACAACACAGGGAAGCAGCUCUCUCUAACAAUGAGUCUUGCAAUCUUGGCGAAGUGGUCAAUAGAAAUCUUUUUAAAGUUAUCCAAAGUGACAGUUUCGAUGAAGCCGCCGAAUUGAAAUGCCUGAGAAUAAGCAGAACAGCCUCAAGGGUUUUAGAGGGAAUGCAGGACAACAAAAGUGCAUUAAACUUAGACAAAAAUAACCCGGAAUUUCUGAUGCUACCCCUGCAGUACAGUGCUGAGGGAAACAGCAGUUUUAAAUUAGAGGGCAAGAGCCCCACUUCACCUUCAUUAGCUGCUGUAUGUAACGUGUUUAACAGCUCCUUCCCCUCGUCCAGUAGCUACCAGUGCAUGUCACCUGCCCCAUCCCCGUUGUCCUCCAGACUUCCCAGCCCACAGCUUAACCACAGGAUCCUGCCUCUACCCCAGCAGUGCACAGAGGAGGAGGGGGCUCUAUCUGCUGUAGGCUUUUCAAUAGACAGCGUACAGAAGCCCCACACGCAGAGACCCACCUCCAAGGUUUUGGAUAAGAAUGGAAACAAAAGCACUGUGACACACCUGGGCUUGAGUCUGAAUAGAGAGAGGCAGGGUAACAGUGGGAAACGGAACGGAGCGAGUGUUCCAACCCCAGAGGAUCCCUGUUUGAAGGUCUGGCUGUCGGACAGUGAAGAUGUCCGGUUCAGUAACCAUGAGACGGUAUUGCUGCAGGGCUCAAGGCCAGAGCACUUAGACUUCGUCCGAAUCACGCCGGUGGAAGGUGGCAACCUCGUGGACAAACUGUACUAUAGUCACCAGGAGCUGGAUUCCGAGCUGGCCUUUCCCACUGACAGUGAAGACAGAACGCCCAAGCGGCUGGUGGCUGUGUGGCCUCCACCCAAACCCAAAGAAGAAGAAGAGAAAGUGGGCCUGAAGUACACGGAAGCUGAACAUCAAGCUGCCAUUCUUCAACUAAAGAGAGAAAGUAAAGAAGAAGUUGAAAACUUACAAAAAAACUUUGAACUGCAGGUCUUUGAAAUACGAGGGGAGCAUGCUGUAGCGAUUGCAAAACUUGAAGAUACAAUUGAAGGACUCAAAAAGAACUUGGAAAACAAUGUCUGUAAUAAAGUCAGGGGAGAACUCAAAGAGGUCUCUGUUUCCACGGAAGACGACAUGCCGCCAAAAUCCUUCCGCACCGUGUGCAUCCAGACAGACAGGGAGACCUUCCUCAAGACCCCUGAGGAAGAGACCAGAAUUAUCCAAAGCAACCAAACCGUGCCUAAAAAGCUGGACCUUGAGUCUAUAAACCAGAGUCUUGCAGGCAACACAGAACUUGGUGGUUCAGGACCAGUACUACCCCCUCCUCCCCCCCCCCCCUCUCCUAAUACGAGUGCUGGGCCCCCUCCACCUCCACCCCGGAGGUGCCUCACUCCGAGGUUGGGGGGAAGGAGGAGGGAACUCCUCCAACGCCGGGGGGAGGCGGAGGAGGAGCCUCCUCCUCUCCCACGGCUCGGGGGGGGGGGUGGAAAGGUACAGUUGCCGGGGGUGGGGGUGGACCUCCGCCCCCCAUGCCCGAGCCUCUGGACCCCACCACCACCCCCUCCACCAGGAGGCUUUGCUUUCAGCCAGAUGUUUGACAAAAAGCCCCGGAAACCUGCAAUAGAGCCAGCAUGCCCCAUGAAGCCCCUGUAUUGGACUCGAGUUCAGCUCAAAGAGAACAGUGAUAGCACUUUGUGGGGGUCACUGGAGGAGCCAAGUAUCCAAGAUCCCAAAGAGUUUGAGGAGCUGUUUUCCAAAGCUGCUGUCCAGCAGACGAAGAAGCCGCUGUCAGACUCCUACGAGAAGAAGGCAAAGGCCAAAAAGAUUGUUAAGCUGCUGGAUGGGAAGCGUUCUCAAACUGUUGGGAUCCUGAUUUCUAGUCUGCACCUGGACAUGAAGGAUAUUCAGCAAGCUGUUCUGACUGUGGACAACUCAGUUGUGGACUUGGAAACCAUUGAAGCUUUGUAUGAAAAUAGAGCACAAAGCGACGAGCUGGAUAAGAUAAAGAAGCAUUACGAAACUUCGAAAGAGGACGAGGUGAAGCUGCUUGACAAACCAGAACAGUUCUUGUACGAGUUAUCUCAGAUUCCUGAUUUCUCCGGACGAGCCCGUUGUAUUAUAUUCCAGCCUGCAUUCAUCGAGGGAAUUGCUUUAGUGCGUCGCAAAGUAGAGAUUGUAGAUCGUGUUUGCAAGGGCUUGUUGGAGCCCCGCAGUGUCAAGGACUUGCUAGGAUUGAUCCUGGCUUUUGGAAAUUACAUGAACGGGGGGAAUCGUACAAGAGGGCAGGCGGAUGGCUUUGGGUUGGAAAUUUUACCAAAGUUGAAAGACGUGAAGAGCAGGGACAAUAAAACCAGUUUGGUGGAUUACGUUGUCUCAUAUUAUCUACGAUACAUUGACAAGGAUGCAGGAACGGAGAAGACUGUCUUCCCCCUCCCAGAGCCGCAGGACCUGUUUCUGGCCGCGCAGGUCAAGUUUGAGGAUGUGACAAAGGACCUGAGGAAACUGAAGAAGGAGCUGGACGCUUGCGAAAAAGAGAUUGCAGUGGUGUGCAAAAACUCAUCAGAGGAGCAUCUCCAGCCUUUUAAGGAGAAAAUGGAAACCUUUGUUCAAACUGCACGCCAAGAACAUAGUGUCGAAGAGGAUCAUUUGAAAACUGCUCUAAGAAGCUUUGAAGACACAGUGCGAUAUUUUGGUGUGAAGCCAAAGUCGGGGGACAAGGAGGUCACUCCAAAUGUUGUCUUUAUGCUGUGGUUCGAGUUCUGUAAUGACUUCAAGAACAUUUGGAAGCGUGAGAGCAAAAAUAUUUCCAAAGAAAGACUCAAGGAGGCCCAGCUGUCUGUUCAGAAAAUGACAGCAGAAAAGAAGGUUGAAACCAAGAGGAUAAGCCCCAACAGUCUGAAAGAACGGCUACGUCAGAAGGAAGCAACUGUAAGCACCAUCUAAAACAAGGAGAGUGGAACUGUGACUUGACAAUGUUACACUUCGCUGUCAGACUACCAACGCUCAAGCUUCUCUCGCUGCUAGCUGUAUUCCACUCCCCCUGUCGAGUUGAUAUGAGAACUCUAGUCACGUGAUGAUGCACUGGGCAUAUAUCCUUUGUUUAUAGUUAGCAGGGUAGAAAGUCCCUCAUGAAGUCAUUCCUUCAGAAGCUUAGAGCAGGCAGUGAUGUUUCUUUAUUGUGCGUGAAAGCAAAAUGCUUAGGAAGACCUGGGGCUAUGAGGUCAACAGACUGCUGUUAUAUCAAUGUAAUAAGUCCCUGCUAUAAAUAACCUCUAUAAGUGGAGCGCUGCACUCAAACAUACAUGAGAGUUCCAAGGUUAGUUUCUGGUUUAAAAUGUUCUCUGCUGAGCUGGUCUUAUCUGUAAUUUUAAGCAAUACAAAUGCAUCAUAUCUGGAGGUUUUAAUACUUGUUAGAUACUUCUGAGAAGUUAAGGUGUGUUUAAUGAAGAGUUCAAAGAAAACUAUGGAGUCUUACUGAAACUUUGAUAUGUUUAUCUUAGGAGCUCAGAUGUUGCCUGGGUUUAUUAAAAGAGUCUGAUAUAAAGUUGUGAUUGGUCUCUACCCUUUACCAUCCAUAUGUGCAGCAUGGUUUUCGUAAUGACAGAAUAAGAAGGAGGGUUUGCAGUCUGAUUUAGGAGGUGAGAUUGCUGGUUGUGUAUUUAUAAAAGAGCCAGUCGACACAUGUUAGUUUAUGGGCCAAGUCAUGUGUGCAUUGCCAAAUCUAUGAAUGACAAAUAAUUAAAUAAAUCAUGCAUUAUUAUUUAAAAUUUGGUAGCAUGUUUCCUACCAACAUUACUUAUAGAUAUUUAAGUACAUUUAAAUGAAACACAUCUCCCAGAUCAAGUCAUUAGUACAUCUACAUGUCAUCUGUUGUCUUCUUUGCAAAUGGCUUAAAUUGUAUGAAGAGAACUGAGAUAUUCUUUUUUUCUAGUAUUUUACAGAAAUUCCUAGUCAGAGCAAGAAACUGCUAGCUCUUAAAAUUGACAUAAAAAAAUGAAGUACAUUCCCUAAUAACUUGAAAUAUCGGCUAAAAAUAAUUAGCAAGAUUACCAACAACAAUUUACAUUUAAAAACAUGUCUAUGUGGUCUUUAAAAACGUACAUAUUUGUUAUUUCCUCAAAAAGGAUAUUGUAUAAUUAAAUCUCUUUACA